AUGGCGAGUCAACAAAAGCGAUCUGUCCUCGUAACUGGAUGCUCCCAGGGCGGUGCUGGAAAUGCACUUGCUUUGGAGUUUGCGGCCAAGGGAUACCGCGUCUUUGCCACGGCUCGCUCUCAGAAGACCCUGAGUAACUUGCGGGAAAAGGGGAUUGAAACCCUUGUUCUCGAUGUCACAGACCCCGACAGCAUUCGGACCCUUGCCGUUGAGAUUGCGAGCCGCACUCAAGGACACCUAGACAUGUUGUUUAACAACGCUGGAACACUGUACGAAGCGCCAGCCAUCGAAGCCGAUCCGACUCGUGUCCGAAAUCUGUUUGCCACGAACGUCUUUGGCCUAAUGGAGAUGGUCACUGCGUUCACGCCUCUCCUUCUCGCCGCUGUUACUCCAAACUAUACGCCGACCAUUGUCAAUGUCGCCUCGGUUCUGGCCCGCGUCCCAAACCUUUUCUCGUCCGCCUACAACGCAAGCAAAGCAGCUGUCGCGACAUACUCCGACACCCUCCGACUCGAAGUUCAGCCCUUGGGUAUCAAGGUAGUGACAUUAUACAUGGGCGAAGUUUCCACGCCCUUGAUGGCGACCGAAAACAUCAACUUUGGUCCCGACAGCUUGUACUGCAACGUGGAGGACUCUGUCAAGGCGAGAACUACGACCCAUCUCGACAAAACAAUGCCCCCGGACGAGUUCGCUAAACAAGUCGUGGGCGCGUUGAUCAAUGGCAAGGACUCAUUCCUUUGGAAGGGCACCAACGCGUUCAUCGUUUGGCUUUUGAACGCAGUCGGUCCGAGAACCGUGUUUGAUAGCAGCACGAACAAGGCAGCUGGCUUGGACAAGGCUAAGGCCAGGGAGAGCAUCUACAAGCAGGGUCAAGAGCGAGUCAAGAGUGGUUAA
Fusarium vanettenii 77-13-4 is the source of this 894-nucleotide messenger RNA. RefSeq lists its product as uncharacterized. Gene Ontology annotation, molecular function: acylglycerone-phosphate reductase (NADP+) activity; triacylglycerol lipase activity. The transcript has 3 exons. Gene Ontology annotation, biological process: phosphatidic acid biosynthetic process; triglyceride catabolic process. Gene Ontology annotation, cellular component: lipid droplet; endoplasmic reticulum. The record is from RefSeq and is a predicted model, not a curated record. The coding region runs from base 1 to 894 and encodes 297 amino acids. NCBI's taxonomy places the organism in Eukaryota, Fungi, Ascomycota, Sordariomycetes, Hypocreales, Nectriaceae.